CACACAUCAUGAAAAGGAGAGGAAAAGCGGCAAAGAUGCUCAACAGCUACUGGGGAGGUUGACGUGGGCUUAACCUUCUUCGCCCAGGUGGUCCUCCCUGGAGCAUGCCUGUACUCCAUGAUGCCCCUGUUGGCAGACUGGCUACUGCGCCACUCAGUGGUCAUGUGUUUGCUGCUGCACAGCCUGGUGCUGAUGACCUUCUGCUUCCACCAUGCUGCCACCAGCUGCUCCAAGAGUUGCUACUGCUCUGAAAAUGAGGAGGGGGGCAAGACAGUGCGUUGCAGCAAUCUGCAGCUCACUGAGAUCCCCCAGGACCUCCCAAAUGACACGCGUCGCAUCUACUUGGACUUCAACCACUUCACUACAGUCCCAAGUAAUGCCUUUGCUGGCCUGCCCCACCUUGUUGAACUGGAUUUAUCACACAAUGAGUUAAGCCAGCUAGAACCAGGGGCGUUCAGAGGCUUGGGCUCUUCGUUGCAGUUCCUAGACCUCUCUUCCAAUAAGCUUGUAAACUUUCACCCUGAGGCCUUCGAGGGCCUGCGGGCUCGCGCCAACCUGACAAACAAUCCUUGGCACUGUGAUUGCAACUUGCAGAUGGCCUUGCCGCGUGUGGACCUGGAGCCUGCAUCGCUGACGGGCAUCGUGUGCCAGACCUCAGAGCCCCCAGACAUAGGUGUUGAAGGGCUGACAUUCCUGUUGGUACCAGAGAUAGACUUAUGUGUGGUGAUGAAGAAGACUACAGAUGUAGCCAUGCUGGUCACCAUGUUUGGCUGGUUCACCAUGGUCAUCUCCUACCUGGUCUACUAUGUUAGAGCUAAUCAGGAGGAUGCCCGCAGACACCUGGAAUAUCUCAAGUCCUUGCCCAGCAGACCAGGCAAGUCAGAGGAGUCUUCCACCAUUAGUACUGUGGUAUAGGGUUGGUAGAACUAUUCAUGAUGGGACCAGAGGUUGCAACCUACAGCAAAUACAAGGAUGAAGCCACAGCCUGCACCUAUAUCGUCAGUCUGAGACACUUGCGUCUGACUGCUGUCAGGAAGCCAAGGUGGGCAACAAGACAUGCGCCUGCACAAGAAAACCAGGGCAUUGCAACCUAGCCCACAUGAAUAAUUCAUCCAUCAGCUGCCCAUUAGGAGUUUGUGCUGGCUGAGUGAAUGGCCUAGUCUGCACACUAAGGGAAUAAAAGCAGCAGCAAGUUUUUGGCGAACUCCAAAUAUGGGAUUUAAAUGGGAUUUAUCCACUGGUGCAUGCACCUUGAUGCACAUUUCUCACAUACAGGCCAUUCAGGAGGCCACAUCAAACAACAACAUCAAGAGCAGGAAAAGGCAACACUACUAUUAGCAACUCUGUUACUGCAGUCCAGACCCUUCCAUGUGCAACUGUUUUCCAUUUAAAUCAUCCUUUAGGUAUUCACCAGUAUAUUACCAGUAAAGUGAUGUUUUUC
Myripristis murdjan (pinecone soldierfish) is the source of this 1441-nucleotide messenger RNA. RefSeq names its product leucine rich repeat containing 3Ca (gene lrrc3ca). The transcript is spliced from 2 exons. The record is from RefSeq and is a predicted model, not a curated record. Gene Ontology annotation, molecular function: protein binding. Gene Ontology annotation, cellular component: plasma membrane. Bases 118 to 915 code for a protein of 265 amino acids. Lineage: Eukaryota; Metazoa; Chordata; Actinopteri; Holocentriformes; Holocentridae.